UCUAGGUCUCUUGCUAAUGAUUCCAUCCACAAUAUGACAAAACUCAGUGGAACAAUAAUAUUUCAUGACACCUCACUCAUAAAAAGAAAAAAAAAAUGAAAUUUUGACAUACAAACUCGCAACUCACUCUCAAUUUUCAAACUUCCUGCCUCAUUUUUCUUCCUGACUUCCUGUUUCAACGCCCUCAGUACCUCAUAUCUUCACCACCACCCAUUGCUCUACAUGUGCUUACCAUCUCUGUUCUGACAUUUCUCUAUAUCUCCCUCCAUCCUCUGCAUCUUUCAUGGUCAAAUUCUGCAUCAAAUCUUCAGCUUCUUAACACAUUCCAUGCCUCCUGAGAGAGCACAACCUCACCUCAUAAUCCCAUCACCACCACCACCACUACAAACUCCAUCAAACUCUCUUGUGUCCGGUUUCCCAAUUGUAACAAUUUCCAUUAUAGGCAUCCUCGCCACAGCAAUUCUCCUCAUGAGCUACUAUGCCUUCGUGACCAAGUGCUGCUUGAACUGGCAUCAAUCCAACACCAUCAGCCAACUAAUCCAGCUUCGCCUCCGCCAUAAUCGACACCAUGACGACAUCUUAGCGCUUCAGUACUCCGUCAUGCUCGACAUCCGUGGGCUCGACGAAUCGACAAUUCAAGCAAUCCCCACAUUUCGAUAUCGAACAGACAGAGUGGAGAGUUCCUCCAAUGAAUGUGCGGUUUGCCUGAAUGAGUUCAAAGAAGGGGAGAGGGCUAGAUUGUUGCCUAACUGCCUUCAUAUCUUCCAUAUCGAUUGCAUUGAUGCAUGGCUUCAGACGAACGCGAAUUGCCCGCUUUGCAGGUCUGAGAUCACGACCACUGAGCCAAUAGUCACCAAUUCAAUCGCGGAGGAAAAUCCAGAUCAGAAUUCAGCUGAAAUUGUGAGGAUUGGUAUUGAAAUGGGGCAUGAUGAGGCGCAUGUGAGUGAUGAAGAUGGUAAUGGUGGCGGCCAUGAAAGGUUUGCAGAGCUGAGGGUUAAUCGGAAAAAUAAGGCUGCUUUCGUCUCUUGUAUGGGAGAUGAGUGCAUUGAUAGUCGAAGCAGAGGUGGAGAGUUUGGAGUGCAGCCCAUGAGGAGAUCUUUCUCCAUGGAUUCUUCUAAUAACAGGCUACUGUACAUUGCAGUGCAGGAGAUACUGCAAAAGAAUACAAAUUUCUAUACCAGUGGUGGUGAGGAAAGCAGCAGUGGCAGCCCUGCUAGGGUUAAAAGAUCAUUCUUCUCUUUCGGACAUUCGCGUAGUUCGAAGAAUGCUGUUCUACCGAUCCUAAAUGAAUUGUAAGGUAUCACGGUGUAUUUGGACAUUUUUUUUUGAAAGAUUGCGAGUAAAAUGGAGAGGGUGAAUUUUGGAUUUGAGGAGGAAGAUUACUGUAAAACACAUUGAAUUAGUGGGUGGUUUCUUCUACAAAUUUCACUCAAGUUUUCUUUUUCUUUUUUUUUUCAUUGAAUUGACUUAAAUUUACAUGGGCUUGAUCAAUGGAGAUAAGAAGAAAAUAGGUUUC
Molecule: messenger RNA, 1516 nt
Organism: Phalaenopsis equestris
Lineage: Eukaryota; Viridiplantae; Streptophyta; Magnoliopsida; Asparagales; Orchidaceae
Product: RING-H2 finger protein ATL1-like
Exons: 1
Coding region: 328-1296 (322 amino acids)
Biological process (GO): protein ubiquitination
Molecular function (GO): transferase activity
Source: RefSeq, a predicted model, not a curated record